Dipodomys spectabilis (banner-tailed kangaroo rat) is the source of this 3210-nucleotide messenger RNA. It is a transcript of the gene Jazf1, whose product is annotated as JAZF zinc finger 1. The record is from RefSeq and is a predicted model, not a curated record. Gene Ontology annotation, cellular component: nucleus. The transcript is spliced from 5 exons. NCBI's taxonomy places the organism in Eukaryota, Metazoa, Chordata, Mammalia, Rodentia, Heteromyidae. Bases 72 to 803 code for a protein of 243 amino acids.
GCCUCCCUCCCUUCCCUCCGCUCGCCCGGCGCUCGCAGAGCCGACACCAGGGGGGCUCUCGAUGUAGCACCAUGACAGGCAUCGCCGCCGCCUCCUUCUUCUCCAAUACCUGCCGGUUCGGGGGCUGCGGACUCCACUUCCCCACCCUGGCCGACCUCAUCGAGCACAUCGAGGACAACCACAUCGAUACAGAUCCACGUGUUUUAGAAAAGCAAGAAUUACAGCAGCCAACCUAUGUUGCCCUCAGUUACAUUAAUAGAUUCAUGACAGAUGCUGCCCGCCGAGAGCAGGAGUCUCUGAAGAAGAAGAUUCAGCCAAAGCUCUCACUGACCCUGUCCAGCUCCGUGUCUCGAGGGAAUGUGUCCACUCCACCACGCCAUAGCAGUGGAAGCCUUACGCCCCCUGUGACCCCACCCAUCACCCCCUCCUCUUCAUUCCGCAGCAGCACUCCAACAGGCAGUGAAUACGAUGAGGAGGAGGUGGACUACGAGGAGUCAGACAGCGAUGAGUCCUGGACCACAGAGAGUGCCAUCAGCUCUGAAGCCAUCCUCAGCUCCAUGUGCAUGAAUGGAGGGGAAGAGAAGCCUUUUGCCUGCCCGGUUCCUGGAUGUAAAAAGAGAUACAAGAAUGUGAAUGGCAUAAAGUACCAUGCCAAGAAUGGUCAUCGAACACAGAUUCGAGUCCGCAAACCAUUCAAGUGUCGGUGUGGGAAGAGUUAUAAGACAGCUCAGGGCCUGCGGCACCACACAAUCAACUUUCACCCCCCGGUGUCGGCCGAGAUUAUCAGGAAGAUGCAGCAAUAACAUGCUGGUCAUAACUGUGCCAAGAAACCCUCACCAGCAGUUGCUGAUUUUGAAAACAGCCACCUUUUUUCAGGGGAAGCAUUCAGCAACCCUUUAAAGAAUUAAAUGCAUGCUUUAAAUUUUUCUGUAAUUUUGGAAUGACGUAACUUUGUAGAGGUUAAUGAUUUUGUACAUUUGCACAUGUAAUCAUCAUACCCAUUUUCAUUACGUUGAUAUAAGGUGCUAAACAAACAAAAAAGCUCUAGGUUCUUCAGCACAUUUCCCCCAAAACAAAAUAAAACUGAGGGCAUGUUGCAUUUUGUUUAGUUGUAUUGCAGUGAUAUCAAUGGGGGUGGGGGGUGGCACUGAGAUGUUUUCAAGAUUGUAAUGUGAUUGAAGUUUUUUCAACACAUCAACUCACUUAUGUUCAAAACCAAAAGAAUACCUUCAUUAUCAAACUGGUUAUCAUGCCUUACAUAAUGGAGUUAGUAUUUGUGAGUAGAAAGACUUUAGGUAAUGGAAAUAUAAAUAAGAAUGUUUAACAUAAUAUGCUAAAAAUAUUUUCAUAUUUAAAUAACAUGUUGAAGGUGUGCUCUUUGUGUUUUAUUAUCUUGCAAAUCCUUUUGCCCUCUAAAAAGCUGAAAAUCUUGCCAUCUAACUCACCAAUCAUUUCAGUGUUAUAAAUGACAUUUUUUUAAAAAAAAUUCUAUUCAUUCAUUCAUUUAAACAAUUUAUUCAGUGCCUGCUGGGUGCAAGGGAUUCACUUUGUAACUAUUAUUUGUGGACCAAGAUACAGUUUAGUGAAAUACAUCCUUGGAAUCUGUCAAAAAAAGUUUUGAAAUACUUAAGUGCAAAUUCUGUGUGUGUGAAAUUUAGUUAUAGCUUCAUCCUCAGAUGAGGUUUUCAAGCACUUUGUAGUUCUCUAUUGCCAACGACAUUUGUGUUGCCAAUUCCUGCAACCACACUGCCCUAACAUACCUGUGGGUUGCAAAUCCAAAUUAAAAUUCUAAGCAUGUUUCAAAGAGGAACAUUUUUGUGAAGACUCAUAUUGCCUCUUCACACUCAAUAGUGUUUUGAGACUUCCUUUAAAGGCACUUUUCCCAUCACAGUGUAGAUGUCUGCACUAUCACUGGAAAUGUUUGUUUAGCUUUAUAAAACAUUUUGCCGAAAAUAAGAAAAUGAGCCUUACUGACAAGUGCUUCUUGAAGCAGGUGGUCAAAGAAAAGAGACUAGACCAUUACGUGUGACCUACAUCUGGACCAUUCCUAAGUACCAUCUCCAACAGUACCAUCAUGCCUUGAGUGUUCGUUUCUCCCAAGUGCUAUUCCUUAAACACGAGUUUACCAGUUGCCUAAUUAUGCAAUAAAAAUCCCUUUGAGACAGCUAACUGCCCACAGUACAAAAUGGUGAAAAGUCAACUGGAAUUCCCUAUAAAGUAACUUUCUUCCUACGUUCCCAUUUGAUAAAAAGUCUUACACAUGGCUAAGAAGCCUCAAUUUUUCAGACAUUUUGAAAAAAUGACAAUUCUGUUAGAUGGGUGAGUUGUAAAUCCCUCAUAAAUAAAGAGAUUUAAAAGUAUGUAUAAAGAUACGGCCCAUUGAAGCUUUCCUCAGAUCUCUGAAGAGUAGUCUUGGUCCUGAAUAUACAGUGUUCUAUGUUUAAAAAGGUGAUCCAUACAUGAGAAUCAACUAGUUGGUGCAUAAGAACGCCCUACUUGGCUAUUUCCUAUCUACCUACAACUGACCAAAAAAAUAAAAAAAAUAGGUUUUAAGCCAGCAAUUAUUAUUUAGCUUUGCUCCUUCUAGUGCAAGAAAGUGCAGGCUGGAUCAGUAGUUCAACAGCUAGACAGUCAUAAAAUAGUCAUUGUGCAUGUUAAAUUUCUUUCAAUGAUAAAACAAAUUCCAAUUUCUAUUUGCUUAUUCAUUGUGACAGUAUUACUAAACAGGUAUGGAUGGGAAUAUUUUGUUAUACCGUGUAUAGUGAAUGUAUUGUACUGUGUCUGUGAAAACUGUGCUUUAAAUUAUAUUUUCAUAUGUUUUGUUGGGAACAGAGCACAUUAAGUUUGAAAGCAACAGAGGUUUUAGAAAUGAAGGCAACUUAAUCAAAAUUCCUGUCAAGAAAAGCUGCUUAAAUAAAUGUAAAUGAAAUCACAUUUAAAAUAAACUGCCUCUGGCCCAAAAUAAACGUGACUAUUUUCAUUAAUGCUCAUUAAAAAAAAAAAAAAACAACUCAAAAACCAGCAUCAAGUUUACCAUGGAAACUAAUAUAUCCAUUCAGCAUCUGGUUCUACCUUGGGCUCCAUGUUACUUUGCAGAAUUCAGAUGAUGCAUACAGAUUUUUUUCCCCUUAAUGUUUUGCUUAGAUUAGAACAUAUAAUUUUUCUACCACUAAUAAAUUACCUAUCACAAGCUUAGACCCAAACAUUAUU